Messenger RNA from Aspergillus ochraceoroseus IBT 24754, 3462 nucleotides. Its product is annotated as bifunctional urea carboxylase/allophanate hydrolase. The transcript has 11 exons. Lineage: Eukaryota; Fungi; Ascomycota; Eurotiomycetes; Eurotiales; Aspergillaceae. The coding region runs from base 1 to 3462 and encodes 1153 amino acids. Gene Ontology annotation, molecular function: metal ion binding; ATP binding. The record is from RefSeq and is a predicted model, not a curated record.
AUGUUGUCCAAAAUUCUGUCCCUCAAAACGCUACUUGUUGCUAAUCGUGGCGAGAUCGCUGUGAGAAUACUAAAGACGGCCAAGAAACUCAAGCUCCGAACCGUGGUAAUCUAUAGCGAACCAGACUGCGCGUCAACACAUGUUCAUCUAGCGGAUGAAGCAGUCCUUCUUUCUGGUCCGCCGCCCCAGGUGUACGUUGAUGGGGACCAAAUUAUCGAAAUCGCGAAGAAGAAUAAUGUAGACGCUAUUAUCCCGGGAUAUGGCUUUCUAUCAGAAAAUGCAGACUUUGCGCGAGCAGUCACGCACGCGGGCCUAGUUUUUGUCGGCCCUUCACCAGAAAGUAUCGAAGCAUUUGGCCUCAAGCACACCGCACGAGAGCUCGCAACAAGGGCUGGUGUGCCUAUUGUUCCUGGCUCCAAAGGCCUCGUAGCGAGUGAGAUUGAAGCUGUAGAAGUCGCUAAGAGUCUUGGGUUCCCGGUCAUGCUCAAAGCGACAGCUGGCGGUGGCGGAAUGGGUUUAAGUACGUGCAACACCGAGGAGGAAGUACGGAAGUCGUUUCAAACCGUUAAAUCCAGAGGCAAGGCGUUGUUCAAAAACGCCGGACUUUUCAUUGAGUGUUACUACCCAUCUAGCCAUCAUAUUGAAGUCCAGGUUUUCGGCAAUGGACGUGGCAAAGCCAUCUCUAUCGGUGAGCGAGAAUGCUCCAUCCAAAGGAGACAUCAAAAAUUGAUAGAAGAAUGCCCAAGUCCGUUUGUCAUGAGGAACCUCGAACUGCGCAGAGAUCUGUGUGACGCCGCUGUCCGUCUAGCGGAGUCUAUUAAAUAUGGAUCGGCGGGGACGAUCGAAUAUCUUGUGGAUGAUGACACAGGGUCGUUCUUCUUCCUUGAGAUGAACACUCGUCUUCAGGUUGAGCACGGAAUAACCGAGUUGUGCUACGGAAUUGACCUGGUGGAGCUGAUGUUAAAGCAAGCAGAUGCCCAGCUGUCGGGCAAGAAAGGCCUGAGUGCAGAACUCCUGUCGAGCAUACCAGUAGGCGCUCCAUCCGGUGUAGCUAUUGAAGCCAGAAUAUAUGCCGAAAACCCGGUAAAAGAUUUCGCUCCUUGCCCUGGAACGUUGCAACACGUGGAAUGGAAAGAGAUCCCAGGCUCCAGAAUCGAUACGUGGAUUUACAGGGGCAUCCAAGUGUCUGCCAAUUACGACCCCCUGCUUGCAAAGGUCAUGUAUCAUGCUCCCACCAGACAAGAGGCCAUCAAGGGAAUGACAGACAUACUCGCGGGAUCGCAGAUUUGCGGCCCACCCACAAACCUCGAAUUUCUCUCUAAGAUACUUGCUGAUAAAAGCUUUACCGCUGGCAAUACUCUUACUAAAUUCCUAGACACGUUUGAACACAAUCUAUCAGCCAUUGAUGUCGUGUCCGGUGGCGCCUAUACACUAGUUCAAGAUUGGCCUGGCCGUCCAACUCUUGGGAGAGGUUUCUGUCACUCUGGACCCAUGGAUUCGUUUGCAUUCCGCAUUGCAAAUGCAUUAGUUGGUAACCCUUUGGGUGUUGAAGGACUCGAAGUUACCUUGAGCGGCCCAGAGCUACGCUUCCUAGGAUCAGCAAUUAUCUCGCUUUGCGGAGCCCCCAUUGACGCCAAACUUGAUGAUACGCCGAUACCAAUGUGGACAAGAAUCAAAGUAUCCGCUGGCCAGCGUUUGAAAAUUGGCAAGACUACCGGGAACGGAUGCAGAGCUUAUCUAGGCUUGUUUGGAGGGUUCUUAAACAUCGCAAAAUGGUUUGGCUCAAAGUCUACGGCACCAAUGGUCGGUGUGGGGGGCUAUCAAGGUCGACAGCUUGCAGCUGGAGACUACAUAUCAAUUAGGCACCAGAUCCCAGAGGUCGCCGGGGAUCUCUCUAUCCCAGGGCAUCUCAUCCCGCAGUAUCCAAAGAACUGGGAAAUCUUAUUCAUGCCAGGACCAUACGAUGAGGGAUAUAUUGUUCCCGAAAGUAUCGACAUGCUCUAUAGUGCGGAAUGGACUGUUUCUCACAACGCCGCUCGAGGUGGAAUUCGUCUACUCGGUCCCAAGCCAACUUGGGCUCGUCCAGAUGGAGGAGAUGGUGGUGCCCAUCCGUCGAACCUGAUCGAGUAUGGAUAUGCAAUUGGAUCCCUCAACUGGACGGGCGAUGAUCCUGUGGUCUUUUCUCAGGAUGCACCGGAUCUUGGGGGUUUCAUCAGCAGCCAUACAAUCGUCAAGGGAGACUUGUGGAAGCUGGGACAGGUGAAAGCGGGAGAUACUCUAAUGUUCAGAGCUACGUCUCUGGAAGACGCCUUGGUUAUUCGUAAUGCGGUAGAGAGAUUCAUUAAUGAUGUUGUGCAUACUGUUGUGCCGCUAAAGACUGACCUUCCUCCUGUGUUGCCCCAAGGGACUCGAGGCUCUGGUGUUGUUCACACCGUCCCUGAGAAAGGAAACCAGCCUCUCGUUUCGUAUCGACAGGCAGGAGAUGACUACAUCUUAGUCGACUACGGAACGGGAUCGUUCGACCUAAAUCACCGCUGCCGAGUAACAGCCCUAAAGAAAGCCCUCAACGAAGCCAAAGGCGAAAUCACAUUCUCUACUGGCUUAAUCUCUAUGGUCGGCUGUGGAAACUCCCUAAUGCUCUACUACGACGGCACAAAAGUCCCCCAAAAGAAGCUAAUCAAAUACCUCUGCGACAUCGAAACCCAAAUUGGCGACCUCAGCCAAGCAAAGAUGCCCAGCCGCACGCAACGUCCCUACGCCGUGUACCUCCCAGACAACAUGGACUUCGUGGCAAGGAACAAUGCCUUCACGCGCGAGGAACUCGAAAGAAUCUACCUCACCGCAACCUUCAUGGUGAUUUCCGUAGGGUUCUUCACUGCUCUCCCGCUCGCGCUCCCCGUUGACCCUCGACACCGCAUGAACGCUCCCAAGAUGAACCCGAGCCGGGUCUUUACACCCGCCGGACAAGUUUCAUGGGGGGGGGGGGGGGGGGGGGGUUGUAUGGCACUCCCCCCCGGCGGCUACCAACUAACGGGCCUCACAAUCCCCGGCGUAGACAUCCUAGGCUCCAAACGCGACUACGCACCGCACAAACCAUGGCUCUUCGAAGACUUCGACCAAAUCACCUUCCACCGAGGCCGAAGUCGCUUCGCUCCGGGCCAGGCAACGCAAGGCGCAGACGGAGCUGGAUGGAUUGGAAACGGGGCUUUUGGCGCGAUGAUCCUGCCGUGCCCGUUGAAUGCAAAUGUCUGGAAAGUUGAGAUUAAGGAAGGCGAUGCCGUGGAGGAGAGCCAUUUGGUGGCUGUCCUGGAAGCUAUGAAGCUUGAAAUUGCUGUGCGGGCUGAAUCUCCUGCUGUUGGUGGUGUGGUUGAAAAGAUCCUCGUUCAGCCUGGUGAUUCUAUCUAUCGAGGCUGGAAACCCCUUUGGUGUUGGUCCGGAAACUUGCCAAUUGAGGGGAGUUGA